UCAAAUUUCAGCCGAUUAGGGAUUUCUCUGGAAUACUAUUUCAGCAUCCGUUUAAUAUUUUUAUUUUAUAAAAUAAUAUUCUUUAUUUCAGAUCUUCCAUUUGGCCAUCGUAUGCGUUUCCCUUCUUAUUUUCGUGUUUAUAAUUCCAUCAUAUAUUUUCACUGCAAUUGAAAAUGAUUGGAUUUUUCUUGACGCUUUUUUCUAUUGCUUUAUAUCACUGACAACAAUUGGAUUAGUUUAUUUAUUAUUUGGAUUGGCAUGUAUGAUGCUUUUCAUUGCAACACUUUAUGAUGUUCCACAAUUCAAUUUAACCCGUUUCUUCUUAAUGAAGGAAAACGGAUAUGCUGAGCCAUAUACAGAGGAAUCGAAGAAGAUCACCAUCGUUAAUCCCAAUUCUCAACCUGUUUACUUAGAAUUAUUCUGUAGCUAUACUAUAGCAAUGCGCAAACAAGGAGGCAUUAUUGUCAUAUUUAUUGGUUUUUGA
This is a messenger RNA of Dracunculus medinensis (Guinea worm), 484 nucleotides long. NCBI's taxonomy places the organism in Eukaryota, Metazoa, Nematoda, Chromadorea, Rhabditida, Dracunculidae. The record is from the annotation of a GenBank genome assembly.